UUUAAAUGUUUUAACGUCCACACGUAUUUCCUUUUGUCUCCAGUCUUUGAGACGAGCCCUUUAACUACGCGUGUCCCGCGAUCUAUUUUGGUGAAAACUAUUUGUUUUUUCGAUAAUUUAUCAAGUUAUUUGUCCAUCUCACACUGACAGCACGCUGCGUAGUAUCUUACGCAGACAUUAACUGUACCUACGGAUCUUUGAAAAUACGCGUGACGGAUUUCGUCUCUCAGACAUCUAGUCUUAGGUUUAAAUAAAUACUAUAGAUUCAUAUAUAUAUUUUUAAAUAUUUAUUUAUUGUUAUUUUAGUAGUUUAAGUGUUAAGUUUAGUUUUUGACUCGUUAACCGCCAUUUUGUUGUGCCGUGUCACGUGUGAACUUUUUCGAGUUUACGUCAUGGUGAGCAAGGAUCCACCACCGGCGAACGAAACCAUGAAGAAGGGCCGUCGUAAAAGACGCAGGGCCGGUAAGAGAGCGUCUAGGAGGCGCUCAAGCAAGACAUCGGCAGCCAUGGCCGUGGCAGCAGCCGUGAGCUAUGAGAAGUACACUUCUCCCAUGAAAUGUGCAGUUCACGCUUUCCUGCUGCGUUACCAAACUUCCUUGAGGAAGGUCCCGACCAGCCUACCCCCGAAGGUCCACGCCGGCCCGCCGACGAAAAGAGUCAAGCGUGUAUCAUGGUGUCACGAAGAAAACGGUGUGUCGAGUGGCGGCGGUGAUCCGGCAGUACUCGCCGUGGGACCAGCUCGGAAACCUCUCACGUAUACUCGAGAGGAGCUGAUGAAGCUGAGGAAUUCUCCGCUCGUCAAACGGAACUUGGAGAAGGCGUUCGUUGGCUGUGACGCUUUGGCGCUAGUCUUGAAGAAACGGUCCGAAUCGCCUAACGAAGAUGACCGAGGCACCAAAAGCGAUGCUCCCAAUGAAAAUCAUAAUAAUAGUAAUAGUAAUAAGGGCGUAUACGGUCGUGGAGGUCGCGCGGCCGACCCGCGCGAGCGCGUGCGGCGGGAGAGCGAGGCGAGCGCGGGCGGCAUCGUGCUGUCCCCGCAGCGCCGCUCGUUCACGUCGGGGUGCGGCGCGCCCGCUCCCCGCGCCGCCUCCCCCGCCCCCGCGCCCCCGGGUAACGCCCCCAACGCGCACGCACACCAGAAAACCGAACAAGCGGGUCGUCGUAUAGGUUCGGGUCGUAUCAUGGUGCGCGAGGCGGGCGGGGUGGGGGGAGCGGGAGGGCCGGGCGGCGCGGCCUGGGAGGAGCCCGAGUACCGACCGGAGCCCUACCGACCGCCGAGGGAACGACAGAAUGCUGACAGGUACGAACGUCGUUCGUUCGGUCGCGACUCCUACCCCUCGGAUCUGAAGCGAGAACGCGACGACCGCUUCAACAACGACAAGAUCAGGGACAGAGACGAGCCCCGCAGGAAUAACCGAUACAACCAGCGCCGAUACGACAAGGAAGAGGAACCCGAGUGGUUCAGUGGGGGACCGACGUCUCAACUGGAGACCAUCGAGCUUCGCGGCUUCGACGAUCCGCCCAAGAAGAACGGGACCGCCAGCGAAAAGGAGACCGAUAAGCGCAGCAACAGCGGCGGCUCGCGGUCUCCGUCGGAGCGGUGGCGCGAGACGUCCUCGCCCCUGUCGCAGCCCACCAUCGACUCUGUCAAUACCAGCAAUGACAAGGAUUCAGGAGUGGAGUCGAAGACGGAAGACGUUCAUCAGAACAACGACCAGCCGGAGUUCAACCUGGACGAGUUCCUCAAGUUUGACACGAUUCCUGAUGUACUCACGAACGGCGGAAGCGAAACCGAAGGCGGAAGUCGUUUUAGUCAAUGGUUCAGACGGGAGAGUCCGACAAACGACAAGCAUUACGAGAGACUGCUCCACAAUAUUGUCGAUGAGCUGGAGAGUCCGCCGCCGCGCGAGGCCGUGUUCGCGCCCAUCGCGCCCGCCGCCCCGCCCCGCGCGCCCCCCUCGCUGCUCGACCUGCUGCUGCGCGCCAACGACGCCCGCCCAGAGGCGACAUCGAUUGGCGGCAAGGUGCAUAGUCUCGAAGAGUUGGAGGCUCGACUUCGGCCGCAGCCGGUACAGCAUCACAACGUUCCCGACCACGAUCUCACUGCAUUUAAACGACUCCUGGCGCAGGUGUCGGGCGGACACGCGGUGGCAGCCGGCGACCCUCCGCGUCAUCAACCCAUGACCUUACUGCAGAUGCUGAAUAAAAGCAUGGAGCAGCAACAGCAGCAACAACAACAACAGCAACAGCAACAACAACAGAAGGCUCAGCAACAACAACAACAACAACCGCAUAUACCUCAAGAGCUCCUAUACAAGCUCUUACAAGUCCAACAGCUGACCAAUACUGACGAGCAUCCCGCCCAUACCAUGCGACCGCAGCAGCCGCCGGACCUGCCGGCCCACGGAGCCGUCAUCACGCCCUCGGACCGCGAGCUGCUACAGAGGCCCGAAGCUCAGGCGAUCGUGCACGGCUUAAAAGCUGGCGAGAUCACGGUCCAGCACCUGAUGCAGCAGCUCAGCAACCCGGGCCUGCAGAGCAGACACCGCGAGAUACUUCUCACCAUCCUACGUUUGCAUCACCAAAAAAGACAGAUGAGUUCCCCCCUCCCGUGCGGCGCGCACCUCGCCCCCCCGCCGCACCAGCCGCUGCGCCUGUCGCCCCUGCCGCACCAAGCGUUCUGUGUGUCCCCAAUAAUGGCGACCAGUCCGAACACGCUGACGGUACAUCACACAGCGAGCGGCCCCGCGCGCAUCCCGUCCCCGCGCGAGCUGGCCGCGCACACGCAGUCCAUCAUGCACAGCGCGCUCAUCAAAAAGAAGCUGGAGGAGCAGCGCGAGAACUACCGCCGCCGACACGAGAUGCAGCAGCUCCAGCAGCAACAGCAGCAGCAGCACGUCAAGCAGUCGACGCCGAUUUCCUUCACGCCGACAUCCGUGCUACGUAAGAUGACAGCUGAGAAGGAAUCCGACUCGCCGAGCCCUAAACAGUGGCAGUCCAACAAGAUACCGCAGGGACGACCCAUUGUCAAGGGGAACCAAAGCGGCCCCGUUCCUAUGAACUACAAUCCUGUGUCGAACGAUUACCAACACUAUAUGAACCAACAGCAGCAAAUGCCCGGCGGCGUCCGUCAGUUUCCCCUUCAGCAGCAAAGACAGCAAGGACCCAAUACGUAUAAUAACAUUAAUAACAUGAACCGAGGUAUGUCCGGUGGAACCACUCUGCAUCAGCUGCUCGUUCAGUCGCACCAGCGAAGCAUGAAUGAGCUGGGUGGGGGCGGCGCGGCGGGCGGCGACAACCAGCUGGCGCGGUGGUUCUCCCCGGAGUUGCUGGCACGUGCCUCGGCCGGGAAGCUGCCCUCCGUGCACGUGCCCAACGCGCUCUCGCUGGAGGAGCUGGAGCGACACCACGCGCCAACCCCUCCCGCGCGCAACUGAACCCGCCCUGCAAUACAUCGAAACAACUGAACCACACCACACGGCUCUCCGUCGUAAACAUCACUGCUCUGUAUGCUCAGUGCGAGUUUUUUAACGUUCUCGAUAGCGUAAAAGUUAACUCUAAUUUGUAUGCAUUUGGAACAGCGCCCCUAGCGGCAAACGUAGGCAAACGUUGCAGCUUUGUAGCGUUUUUAACGCUCUCAAUAGCGUAAAAUUUAAAUUUGUAUGGAGUUGUAACGUUGGCCGCUAGAGGCGUUGUUUUAACAGCAUACAAAUUUGAGUUAACUUUUACGCUAUCGAGAACGUUAAAAAAAAGUUUACUCUAAUCUGUAUGGGGUUGAAACGUUUACCUACGUUUGCCGCUAGAGGCGCUGUUUUAGCUGCAUACAAAUUUGAGUUAACUUUUACGCUAUCGAGAUCGUUAAAAAACGAACACUAAGCACACUAGUAUUAGAAUAUAACAGCGGACUUAGGUUGCGACUAGAUAAUUGACGACCUUUUUUGUUGAUCUCUAAAACGUUUAAUACUGUAUCGUAACAAAGCAAGAUCGUUCACUUUUGAACACACAAAAAUUGCCGAAUAUUGAAAUGUUUAUCGUAUGUCAAAACAACAAUGCGUUUAGUGUUUAAUGUCAUAUAAGAAAAUUGUGCUGCUGUAUUCUAUACGGGUGAGUUCACAGAAUCGAAUUGUUUCUCAAUCCAACAACGUUUACUAAUUUUUACACUACGAUUAUUAUUAUUAUUUUUCGACUAUCAAAAGUAAACGGCUACGGAAGAAAUACCGCCUUUUUAGUAUAACAAACUUUGAGAAGCUACGGAAAGAUUGGAAAGACUAAAAAUGAACAGAAAGACAUGUGAUGUGUGUCGUCUCGCAUUACGAUAAAACUAUGGACGAUUACGAAGAUUGACGACCGUAGCAUUACAGUUGAUUCGGUUCAAUUUGAUAUUGUAAAUGCCAUUAAUUGAAUUGAAUACAGCCUUAGGUCUCAUUCGCACUAGAGUUUUUUUUAGCGCUCGUUAAAAAAUCGUUCAAAUAGAACAUUCAUUUCCUAGUGUAUGUUCAUAUGUCAGCGCUUUUUUAUCCCGCAGUAUUGCAUUUUGAGCGCCAAGCGUUGUGCGUUACGGAUUACACGUCACAUCGAGAAAGUUAUAAAAGCGCCAACGCCGAGUUUUAACGCGACGUUUUUAAAACGCCCGUGCGAAUGAGGGCUUAUUAAUGGUGAAACAUAGGAAGCGUAAAUAAUAAUGGCUGUGAUUGACCAAUGGGCGGCCACUCGGAUUAGUCUAUUCGUGCUACGUCAUUAACGAAUUUAAGGGGUCCUUUGUCAGCGUGAACAGUCUAGAAGUGAUGACGUCACGGAACGUUCUCCCUCCCACUGUUAUCGUCGAGAAUAGGGAUGUUGAAAUUAUCGAAAUUUUUGCUCAAUUUAAAGACUUAACGUUUUGUUGUUGUUCACCUAUCGAUUUUUCUUGUACGCUUUCAAAAGCUCCCGCCGAACGCUAAAAGCUAAGAAUUAACGUCCCUGACAAGAAAUGUUUUUAAAUUGAGUAAUGUAUUAUUUUUUUUUCGGAAUUUGUAAACAUCCCCGUGAUUGAGAAUAAUGUUUUUCAAAUGACGUAAUGUGCAUUUUGAGGUACGGGUGUCCGCUCGAUAGUGUUCAGUGUGUUUAAAAGCUUGGAAUUGUCGAUGAAAAUUUGAAAACACAAUAAAAAAAUUCAGACUAGUACAACGAGACUGAUCGUACAAUUAAUUGUUUGUAAUCAUCGAAAUACUAUUUAAAAAAAAUAAUAAUACAUAAAUAUAAAUUUAAGAAAUGUACUUAAACUAUAAAACUUGUUAAAUGUUAAACAUUAUUAGAUAGAUUAAAUGUACGUAUUGAUGUCUCGUCGGUCACGAAUUGAGAACUUUUUGGCGGUUUUUUUUUCGAAUCAAACUGUUUUUUUUUUUUAAUUUAGCCUCUACUAAAAAUUUUAAUGAGCUAUUCGGUUAUAUUGAAUAUAUUUUUUAUUAAUCACAUUGAAUAAAUAUCAAGUAUAAAUAUGAGAGUAUGGCAACCCUAACUGGUUUUCCGGAAGCGGCAUCGUUCGGAAACCGGUUACCAUGGUUACCGCGUUACACACAAAUCGCGUCCAAAUUUAACCGUUUCCUUUUCUAGCUUUUAAACGAACUCACACUAGUACCGUCCCAAGCCAAAAAAAAAAAUACAUUAGCAAUAACAGAGUCAUUGACGUGACUGUCUUAAAAUUGUAAUGUCAAACGGAAAUUUGUAACGUUCCGAGUCCGAUAUGAAUGUGCUCGCAUCACGAAUAGUCAAAUGAAUAAAUAGAAAUUGUAAUUUGGUGAAAAAUGAGUGGUUCCUUAAAUAUUAUAUUGUAAAACCACCAUUUGGUUGACUGUUGAUUGAGGUUUUUGAGUGAAUCGAUAUGUCGAAGAGAAAGAUGAAGCAAUAAUUUAAAAUAAAUCUCAAGCGCGGUUCGUGUCUUAUUUAAUGUCGUGUUUUUUUUAUCUGAAUAUUUAAAAAAAAACAAUCCAGUCAAAUGUAAUUCAGUGGUAUUUUUCUUUUCUUCUUUAAACAUACAAUAAAGUCGACGAAUUUAAAAAUGAUUAUGAUAAAUUAAUAAACAAAACGAAAUUUUCAUAAAAAUACCACUGAAAAUAUUCAGUUCAUAGUCACUCACACCGAUCCAAAUAUCGAUACUGAACAUCGAUUUUAUAAACAACCGAGAACGAUUGUAAUCGAUUUAUAUAUCGAUAUCGAAAAGAAUGUUUAAAUGUUUUGAUAGUACAAAUACAAUCAUUAAUGUGUUCUCCGUUAGAAAAAAAAAUAUAUAUAUAUAUAAAUAAUCGAAUUGACAAACAAGAAAAUAGGAGGAAAAUUUGAUAGCGUUUCCGCUCAAUUCGAGCUUCCGUAUUUAAGCUCCUACGAAACUAAAUGUAUAUAGAGAGCUCAACAAAAUUGUAUGUAUAUUGAAUCGAUUAAACGUGGGCCUAGGGAAUUUAAAAAAAAAAAAAAUCGUCUAUGCAAUUGACUGACUGGCAGCCGACUGACGGGUGUUCAAUAAAACUUUUUGGUGUAUUCAUUUCUAGCGCGUCUCGUAUUCGGCUUUGAGGUGUGUUAUUGUUCUAGGAUAAACGUUAUUAUUUGUCGAAUCUGUCGGCUGCCUCGUCCGGGGCGACCUGAUUUUAGACCGGUAUUUUUUUGUUUUGUUCUCUAUGUAAUCCCGGGAAUUCGAAACGUCCGACUGUACACCGGGAAAUAUGUCCGGGUUUGUGUUUUUUCGUGAAAUACGUUUAGUUUUCGACGGGUUUGAGUCCCUUCCUGUAAAUAUAUCGGGUCGGUGAAAUCUGUGUUUCGUCACCUGACUGCGGGAUACUCGGUCGGUCGAGCUAAUAACGUCUGAGAUAAAAUGCCGACUUUGGAGCUAAUAUAGUCUAUGGUGUAUAAUUUUUUUUUUAAAUAUUGAUCAAGGGAAUAAGAUUUUGAUGCAAGCAAUUGUUUUUCGAAGUUGACUGCUGAAAAUUAGCGACGUGUUUUAACUGAGCGGUUAAAAAUUUUAACGCAGACGAGAAUCUUAGCUCCGACUUCGUCAAAUAUACGUUUUUGUAUGUCCACGGUUGUGUUUCUAAGCAUUUGUUACCGAGUCAUUUGUCGGGAGGAGAAAGAUUUAUGUUGAAUAUAUAUAUAUAGAAAAAAUAAAGAUGAAUAUUAUGUCCUUAUACAUUUGCGAGAUGAGAGGCGACAGAUAGCUACCGUUUCGCUUAGGGCGGCUCGUGUGACGCGCGUAUCCGCCGCACAAGCGUAAGGUAAACUCAACUUAACUACCUACGUGCUUGUGUUCAAAUUCUCGUGAUAUAUUUUUUAUGGAUUUUUACGAAACGCUCAUUUGGAAUUAACGAAGCUGUGAACGUUAAUUUUUUUCUCGUUUCGACCGGUCGGCGUGUUUCCGGGGGAGGAAGGGAGCGAGGUAGGUUGGGAGGGGGUGUUGUCAAUUAGCUAAGCGCGGCUGGGCCACAGCGCCUACGCGAACGCCCCCCGUGUCUCGUCCCGCUAAAUAUCAAGCGAUUUGUGUUAUGUAUUUAAAAAACGCGCACGCCUGUGAAUUAGGACAGCGUUAGGCGUGCAAUCGAUAAGCGGCGAGCGUUUUGACGAGAGCCGCGCGUCGUCGGGCGGAUAUGUUUUUAACGUUUUGCGAUACCGAGGUUUUGAAAUGGAUUUGAAAAUACUCUUUUUAGAAAUCAUGAAUUGAUUGUGUUCUUUUGUUUGUUUGUCUUCUUUUUUUUUGUUUUUUUUUUUUUUUGUUCUUGGUUGAUUUUCGCUACGAAGGACGACGCGAGCGGCGCAUUAGAUGCGAGCUGUUUCCAGGUACACUUGCGUAGUUCGAACGUUGUGGUUGUAAUUUCAGUUCACUUGAUCCCUGAAUACGAACGAGCGGCUAUCCGCGUUCGUUCGUUCGAAACACAAAAAGAAUAUGUCUCCUGUAAGCUUUAAAUUAUUGAUUAAAAACAAAUUUAAAGUUG
This is a messenger RNA of Bombyx mori (domestic silkworm), 7955 nucleotides long. RefSeq names its product eukaryotic translation initiation factor 4E transporter. The transcript has 26 exons. Lineage: Eukaryota; Metazoa; Arthropoda; Insecta; Lepidoptera; Bombycidae. Gene Ontology annotation, molecular function: mRNA binding. The coding region runs from base 393 to 3437 and encodes 1014 amino acids. The record is from RefSeq and is a predicted model, not a curated record. Gene Ontology annotation, cellular component: cytoplasm; nucleus. Gene Ontology annotation, biological process: negative regulation of translation.